Messenger RNA from Girardinichthys multiradiatus, 1875 nucleotides. RefSeq names its product renin binding protein. The transcript is spliced from 11 exons. Gene Ontology annotation, biological process: carbohydrate metabolic process; N-acetylmannosamine metabolic process; N-acetylglucosamine metabolic process. Gene Ontology annotation, molecular function: N-acylglucosamine 2-epimerase activity; peptidase inhibitor activity. NCBI's taxonomy places the organism in Eukaryota, Metazoa, Chordata, Actinopteri, Cyprinodontiformes, Goodeidae. The record is from RefSeq and is a predicted model, not a curated record. The coding region runs from base 140 to 1348 and encodes 402 amino acids.
CAAGGACUCGCUGAAUCAGCUGGAUCCAGACAUCUCUGAUUGGUUGUUAUUUUCUCUUCCUGUUGUGUCACGUGACAAACAGAAGCCGCAGAGCUGACAGGCGGACAGUCUAAGACCUGCUGCUGGAUCUACAGGAAGCAUGUCUGUUGUGAAGCUGGAAGAGUCCCGUCAGCACAUCCGGGCGCAGCUGGACAGUGUUGUGGAAUUCUGGCUAAAAUACUCCCACGACACAGUGCACGGUGGCUUCUUCACUUGCAUUGGGAAGGAUGGUAAUGUUUAUGAUGAGCUGAAGUAUGUGUGGCUGCAGGGAAGACAGGUAUGGAUGUAUUGCCGUCUCUAUCGAAGCAUGGAUCGUUUCCGCAGGCCUGAAAUCCUGGAAGCAGCAAAGGCUGGGGGAGCAUUCCUCAGAAAGUUUGCUCGUGUGUCCGUCAGUGGAAAUCAGUGGAAAUGUGCCUUCUGUUUAACAAGAGAUGGUAAAGCCGUCAAAGUUCAGAGGACUAUAUUCAGUGAGUGUUUCUACAUAAUGGCCAUGGAUGAACUGAGCAGAGUUACUGGUGACAAGGAAAUGCAGAUGGAAGCUGAACAGAUGAUGGAGCAGCUGGUCUACUGUGUUCGAGAGGACUCGUCAGGCCUGGGACGGCCCCAACUUCUAGGAGAUGUUCCCACUAACAGCAUGGCAGUUCCUAUGAUGCUGCUGUGUCUGGUCCAACAGGUGUCUGAAGGCCGACUGGAGAUGGGGAGGAAGUACGCAGAACUGGGAAGCUGGUGUGUGAGUCAGAUUCAACAACACAUCCAGAGAGAUGGCACAGCAAUCUUAGAAAAUGUGUCAGCAUCCGGAGCAGAGCUGCCUGGUUGUCUGGGCCGGCUGCAGAACCCAGGACAUGCCCUGGAAGCAGGCUGGUUCCUGCUGCAGUAUGCAGCAGAAAAUGAUAACAAGAAGAUCCAGAGAACUGCCAUUGAAAAGUUUGUGGAGCUUCCUUAUGAGACGGGCUGGGAUACAGACCAUGGUGGCCUGUUCUACUUUCUGGACGUGGAUGGUCACUGCCCCACUCAGCUGGAGUGGAGCAUGAAGUUGUGGUGGCCUCACAGCGAGGCUCUUGUUGCCUUUCUCUUGGCCUAUAGUCAGACCAAGAAGCCUGAACUGCUGGAGAAAUUCUUCAAGGUCUAUGAGUACACCUUUAGCCAUUUUCCUGACCCUCAGAAUGGUGAAUGGUUUGGCUAUCUGACACAGGAAGGGAAGGUAGCUUUGGAUUUCAAAGGAGGACCUUUUAAAGGCUUCUUCCACGUGCCUCGCUGCCUGUACAUGUGUGAGUGCAUCUUGGAUAAUCUGCUGGCAAAAAAAGACUGAAGAUUUGGACCUCAAUGUUCUGACAAAGGGAACCUAUAUGCCUUGUUGUUUGGUGUGCUGAUUUAAGCCACAAAAAAAAUCUGAAAUUCGUCAAAAAUUGCUUUACAGCCUGUGAUCGUCAUCUCUUUGGAUUAUCUGCAGAAAAAAAUAAAUGUCUUUCUAUGAUGUUAAUUUAGGAUAAGAUUAUUUCAGUACAUUGUUGCUCUGCUAAUGUCCAACACAGCCGAGAUAGACAGGUGCACAUAACACGUUUGGAUUUUUCAUCACUGCAGCUACUAUCUGUAUGUUUUUUUUAAAACUGUAUCUGAAUGAAAAGAUAACCACUCUGGAAGAACCGAGGUGAGGGCCUGCAUCAUCAAACACAAACAUUGACACACGAAACUGACCUUGUUUGUUAAAAUGUGCCUUUUUUGUGAAAAGAUUUCACCCUUUCAACCUUCAUUUUCAUCCUGCAUUUUUAUGGAAAUUUUGGCUUUCACGUCUUUUGCAAUAUAAAAAAUAAAAAUAAAAUAUAUCUGACAUUUCAA